CACGGAACUGAAGUACUGAACAAGUCAAAAACCCUAUUGCCGAUUCUUCUUCUCCACCGAUUCUCUCCCUCUCCAUCGCCGGUCAUCUUCCUCUCCAUGUCCGACGCAUAGGGCUCCAUCUCCACACAGAUCCAGGCAUGUAGGCGGCAGAGCUCCGACCAUCCGAAGUUGGCGACAAAGGCGGCUGUGACAAAAUUGCAGAUUGGGUUGAGAGUUUGGGGCAAAAUAGGGGCUUGGGGCUGGAAUUGGGGACGUCGACAAAGGUAAUCAGGUAGAUAAUGAACCUAAAGCCGAUCCUGGAAGGCAAUGAGGACGAAGAGAUGUGAGUGGAACUAAUCGAGGAUUUGGAAUCCAUAUUUAUUUCUGAAUAGCUCAUUACGUUUUCGGGCAUGAGUCCGAAGUUGUGCUACUUUUAUUAUUAAGCUUCUGCAUUAUUUCAUUUUACUCCGAUGUUGGGUUUUAAAUCAAGAAUUAUUUGGAUGCUUUAAAUUGUUUUGAAAUUAGUAGGUGUUUGGAUACUGGAAUGGUAGCAACCCGGUUCGCUAACCCAUGCAUUCUGCAUUUUCCCAUAUUUCUUUCUUCUUCUUAUCUUGAUAAAUUCAAAGCCCUCAAACAAUUACGGGCAUUCACCUACUAGUUCUCUUGACUCGUUUCCCUUGACGAUCAUCCAGCCAUUGUAGUAUAAAUAAUAUGGGAAUUCCGUGCCCUCAGUCCGGCCAUUCAAACUCUUUCUAGAUUUUCUCCAUCUCAAGAUUUUGGGCAUUUCGUUGUGUUAAUUAAUUGGUUUUCUUGAUCUAGACUCUUCGGUGGCAGUAGCAGUAAUUUCCGACUUCCUGAAUUUUUCCAUUCCACGACAAAAUGUUUGGUCUCAAGAAGUCCCCUUUGCACAGGAUUUCUAAGAACCAAUCAGUUGAUCAUGGAUUUUCCACACCUCCUACUUCAAACCCAUUCGACUCUGAUGAUGAGAACGAUCCAAAGCAAAAUGUCAAACCCCCAAGAAGUUCUUCAGAGCCUGCUAUUAUUGCCGCAAACUUGAGUACUAACCCUUUUGAUGAUGAUUCUGAUGAGACUAAAGGGAAACCAUCAUCUGCAUACUCCUAUACAUCAACUGACAGAAACAGGUACAAAAAUGGUUUUCGUGACUCGGGAGGAUUCGAGAGUCAGUCUGUACAAGAAUUGGAAAACUAUGCUGUGUACAAGGCAGAAGAAACUACAAAAGCCGUUCAUGGUUGCUUGAAGAUUGCAGAAGAAAUGAGGGGGGAUGCAACUAAAACCUUAAUCACCCUACACCAGCAGGGCGAGCAAAUUACUAGAACUCACAUGACUGCUGCUGAAAUUGACAAUGAUCUUAGCAGGGGUGAAAAACUUUUGGGUAGUCUUGGAGGCUUAUUUUCCAAAACUUGGAAACCUAAGAAGAAUCAUCCAAUAACAGGCCCUAUUAUCACUAGAGAUGAUGCAGUAUAUAGGAAAGGAAAUCACUUGGAUCAGAGAGAGAAACUGGGAUUAAAUUCUGCUCCCAGGGGGCACUCAAAAACUCAACCAUCCCUCCCUGAACCAACUAAUGCAUUGCAGAAAGUAGAGGUGGAAAAGGCAAAACAAGAUGAUGCACUUUCUGAUCUGAGUAAUCUCUUGGGGGAGCUCAAGGAAAUGGCUAUUGACAUGGGCUCUGAAAUUGAAAGGGGGAAUAAAGCACUGGACCAUUUCCACGAUGACAUCGACGAGCUCAACUACAGAGUGAAAGAUGCCAACGUUCGAGGUCGUCGUCUGCUCGGGAAGUAGGCCCCAAUGAACACACCUAAUUAAUCCCGUGAUGCCACGCUUAUAUUGUUAUGCUGCAUGGGAAUUUAACCUUCUUGAUUUCUCAAUGUUUUGUUUUCUGAUUCAUUCAACUACUGCUGUAUAAUAUUUGUUCACAUUUUCUUUGGACUCUUUCUAAUAUUU
Cuscuta campestris is the source of this 1941-nucleotide messenger RNA. The record is from the annotation of a GenBank genome assembly. Lineage: Eukaryota; Viridiplantae; Streptophyta; Magnoliopsida; Solanales; Convolvulaceae.